AUGCUACCGUCUCUAAUAAUACCUUUUCUUCUUUUAUCAGCAUAUACCCCAAGAGUAUGGUCACAAGAUGUUGUAGCUGAUGGUGAUAAUAAUUCAAAUAAUAAUAAUAAUAAUAAUAAUAAUAAUUCUACCGUUGAAGAUACAGGUCUAUUAUCGUCCUCUUCUUCGGCAUCAUCAUCAUUAUCAUCAUUAUCACCUUCUUCUGCUCUAGAUUCGAGUUUGGAUGGAUCCUAUUCAAGUUCUACUGAAAGUAGUCCCCUCUCUAGUCUUUCUGAAUCACAAACUUCCUCAUUUCUUUCAUCCUCUUUAUCCUCGUUAUCCUCAAGUGCUGCUACUUUCAUUGUAUCAUCCAGUUCUACUCGUAAUCAAAACUUACCUUCAAUGAUGAGUAACUCUUCCACUCGUGCAUCCUCUUCCACAUCUUCAUCAGCACUAUCAUCCUCUAGCGACAGCUCCAUACGUUCCUCUUCUCCUGCUUCAUCAGAUUCCACUUCUUCCUCCACAUCACCCUCUUCGUCAUCAUCCUCUACCACUUCGUCGUCGUCUUCCUCUUCAAGAAUAACAUCUUCUUCAUCCUCUGAUACAAAUGAUUAUGGUAGCACAGUAACAAGUAUUAUACAUGGUAAGACUAUUCUUUCGAACCAUUAUACGACAGUCACAUAUUCAUCUACCGCCACCGCAGGUUCAAAGAAUACUGAUCAUAAUAAAGGUCUUUCAAAAAAAAAUAAAAAUAUUGUCAUUGGUUGUGUAGUCGGUAUCGGUGUGCCUUUAAUCAUAGGUAUUUUGGUUAUCCUCUACUUAUUCUGUAUUAGAUCUAAAAAGACAGACUUCAUUGACUCUAAUGGUAAUGUUGUCACGGCAUAUCGUACUAAUAAAGUUACUAAAGCUUGGCAUAAUAUGAUAGGUAAGAAUCAAGAUGAUGACGACUAUGAAACUAAUGAACCAUUAGGAACGUUAGCUCAUGAUAAUGAUAUCGACGACGACGAUGAAGCGGUACGUGGAUUGUCACAUCAGUUACGUAAUAAUGAUUUGGAUAUGACUCAUAGUAAUAGUAGUGGUAGUGGAAACUCUUUAGAUUCAACAUCGAGGAACAAUAAAAACAAUUUGAAUAUGGAUGGCUCAUUAUCGGGAUCGAAUAAUGUUACUAGGUCCAAUGAUUUGCUACUAAACGAAGAUAGAUAUUAUGAUGAAGAUGGGAAUGAACUUAAUGCAAAAAUGUAUUGA
Molecule: messenger RNA, 1224 nt
Organism: Maudiozyma barnettii
Lineage: Eukaryota; Fungi; Ascomycota; Saccharomycetes; Saccharomycetales; Saccharomycetaceae
Gene: MID2
Product: Mid2p
Exons: 1
Coding region: 1-1224 (407 amino acids)
Source: RefSeq, a predicted model, not a curated record